Daphnia pulex (common water flea) is the source of this 527-nucleotide messenger RNA. It is a transcript of the gene EMC5, whose product is annotated as ER membrane protein complex subunit 5-like. NCBI's taxonomy places the organism in Eukaryota, Metazoa, Arthropoda, Branchiopoda, Diplostraca, Daphniidae. The coding region runs from base 83 to 439 and encodes 118 amino acids. The transcript is spliced from 4 exons. Gene Ontology annotation, cellular component: EMC complex; plasma membrane; Golgi apparatus. The record is from RefSeq and is a predicted model, not a curated record.
UCAAGGGUUUGAGAGUGUAGCAGACGAUUCGUAUAAUGGUGAUAAUUGGUAAUUUGAUUGAAUCCCCUAAAUCGACCGAGAAAUGUCAAGCUCAAUGAAUAAAUAUAUCUUUAUUUUGGGAAUGGUAUUGCUUUUUCACGCUGCUUAUUCGGCAGCUCAACAUCGAUCAUACCUCCGGCUAACUGAGCAAGAGUUUACGUCGCUCCCCGCAGAUAUUGUUCUUCAAACAAUAUUUAGCUUAUUACUCACUGUUUUUGGAGUAACUACGAUAGCUGGUGAAUUUAAGGAGAUCCGAUCCAAUAUAGACCUACAGAAAAAGACUUGGAAAAAUCUGAAUAAUCGGCCAUCCUUCUACACUUUUAAUCACAGGGGACAUAUUUUCAAUCCUAUUGUGCUUUCACGUUCUAGCACUGGAAAAGGGGCAUUAGAAGCCAAUUAAACUAUUCAAUCAACUCAUUUAGUCUUGUGUGUGUGUGUGUGUGUGUUAAUAAAUUUUAACAUUCCUUCUGAAAUGUUUUGACAUCUAA